Messenger RNA from Ricinus communis (castor bean), 1302 nucleotides. Its product is annotated as protein SOSEKI 5. Bases 207 to 1085 code for a protein of 292 amino acids. Lineage: Eukaryota; Viridiplantae; Streptophyta; Magnoliopsida; Malpighiales; Euphorbiaceae. The record is from RefSeq and is a predicted model, not a curated record. The transcript is spliced from 5 exons.
CCAGGAUUUAAAUCUGAUCUGGUCCAGACACUGGGGGAAUUCUUUUCUUUUGGCAAUUUUAUAAUGCUGUAGGAGAGGUGUGCACCACAAGGUUUCUUGUGUGGAUUCUGAAAAAAUGUGUCUGCCUUUGCAUUAAUCAAGGCUAUGACUUAAUUCAGCUCCAGUAGAAAUGUUGAUUUGCAGCAUCCUCUUCUGAGAAAACAAGAAUGCAUGAAGACUUGCCAGUUACACAAGAAGAGAUUGGAGGUUUCACUUCAAUGAAAUAUCAAGACAAAGAAACCAAUGAUGGAAAAGCCAAGAUGCAGAUUCAACUAAAGCCUGAACCUGAGAAGAAGGUAGCUGUUGUCUACUAUCUAUCCCGAAAUGGACAGCUUGAACAUCCUCAUUUUGUUGAUGUGUCUCUCUCUUCUUCUCAAGGACUCUAUCUUAGAGAUGUGAUGAAUACACUAAAAAUUCUCCGAGGUCAAGGCAUGGCAAGCAUGUACUCUUGGGCUUCAAAAAGGAGCUACAAGAAUGCGUUCCUAUGGCAAGAUUUGUCAGAUGAUGACAUUAUAUACCCUUGUCAUGGCCAAGACUACGUUCUGAAAGGGUCACUACUCUUGGAAACUUCUUUAAGCUUUCGAUCCAACGACUCAAUAUCAUCAUCAUCUAACUCCAGACGCUCCUCAGAGAUGAACAACUCCAGCAGUGAGGCUGAGGACUCGAAUUCUCCACUCAUUAGAAGCAAAAGUAAUUCAUGGAGUUCAAUUGAUGAACACACAGUUUACAAGGCCGAAACUGCUCGCAUAAAUGGUUAUAAUGUGUCAACACAGACAGAAGAUAAUCGAAGAGUGAAAAUGGAAAUCGAAGAAACUAAACCUGAAGGACUUGGCACUAUAAAGCUGAAGCAAAAGGAGUUUUCUGCACCAACUUCAAAGUCUAUAGAAGUUUAUAGAUCAGAUAGCAGUAAUAAUAGAUAUCAGAAGGCUGGAGGGUAUAAUCCUAGUGCUCGAACGAAUGAUUCGAAGGUUCUGAUGAAGCUGAUCAGAUGCGGAUGUGGGUCAAAAAGGUUCAAAGAUUUUGAGAUGAUGGAAAAUAGGUAUUGAAUAAUGGUAUAUCAGCAAUGUAGAACAAUGCAUCACCUAGCCAGUUAGCCUGCAAGUAAAGGCAAGUUUUUAAAUUCAUAAUACCUCUUAUCAGGACAUGGAAUUAUUUUCUGCUGCAAGACUGGAAGUGUUUCAGGAUGUUAAAGAACAUUUUGUUCUAAUUUGUUUUCUUUCUGUGAUAUGAAUCAUAAAAUGAAGACUGUCAAUUGUUAUUUUC